AUGACAACAGAAACACGCAAACCUGUCGAUAAGAAGUACUCUCCACCUCCACCACGUGAAGUAGAGGUCAAGUUUGGCAAAGGUGUCUCUGGUACACUUGCCAUUCCCCAUGCUUUGGAUUCAGAUAACCCAUUCGAACAAGACUUGGCUCCAGCUACACAUAAAGCCGCGCUCAUUCUUCAUGGACAAGGUGGACACAGAAACUACUGUUACCAAAAGCAUUUAGCCCAUCGAUUAGCAAAUGACUUGGGCAUUUUCAGCUUGAGAAUUGAUUUUAGAGGAUGUGGUGACUCAGCUGACAAUGAAGACAAAUUGGAAGGAAGAACUUUGACGCAAGAUUGUGAAGAUAUCCAAGCUGCUGCUGAAUUUCUUCGAGAUGGGAAGUUGAAUGGGGUAGGUAUUGAUCUAACAUUGAGUUCAAUAAUCUCGCAUUCGAGAGGUGGUGUUGCCAUGUUCCUCUGGGCUUUGAAACAAGAUGAAUUGUUGAAGAAAAAUGACCCCAGCGCCAUCGUUGUGCCUAAUUUGGUCAAUUGUGCUGCCAGAUAUACGUCGGCCACUGUGUUGGAAAGAUACAGCGAUUUUGGAGGUCUUGAUUACAUGCCAGGAGUACUUAAUUUCAGAUACGGUAAAUACGUCCCCAUUGAUUUAUCCGCGAGAGAGAUUAUCACGUUAUCAAAACCCGAUUUUUCCAGCUUGAGUGAGUUGUCACGCGAUUUCAGUGUUUUGAGUAUUUAUGGGCUUGAAGAUCAAAUCAUUCCAAGGUAUGACUCAGCAAAUUUUGCCAAUGUUUUGAAUCGAGGACCCAAAUCACACGUGUUGAAGUUGAUACCUGAUGCUGAUCACAAUUUCUAUGGCCACCACAAAAUUCAACCCGAUGACCAUUUUGAUGACGUGAAUCCCUAUAAUUUGCCAUUAAAAGGUGAUAGAGUUAACUUCAAUUACCUUGCUGUUGAUUACAUUGUUGAAUACCUUUCUCCAGAAGAAGAGUUGGAUAGGUUUUUGCAAGCUACCAAAGUGGUGGGUAAAGUUCCGCGUUGGAAGCAUGUUGAAGGGGUGAGCAAUUUUAGAGAUAUUGGAGGCUGGCGAGUUCUCAAUCCGACUUUCAAGUUGCACAAGGCAACAUCAAAUGCAACCUAUUAUGUGAAACCAAACUUGGCAUUUAGGUGUGCCAAUGUUGCUGGUAUGACGGAGAAUGGUCUUCAACAACUCAAGAAACUUGGUAUUAAAGCAGUAUUUGAUUUACGCUCUGAUGGAGAAGUGGCAAAGGAUGGGUACCCUGAGGGGUUGGAAAAGUACGGGGUCAGGAGAAUUCAUGCACCGGUAUACUCCAACGACGAUUAUUCUCCGCAAGCAAUUGCCAUAAGAUACACCAAUUUAAUGACUUCUUGGUCAACAUAUGUCCAUGUCUAUGAAGAUAUGUUGGAGUUUGGAAUCGGGUCAUUCAAAACCAUUUUCGAAUUCAUUUUACGUGAAAACCAACCAUUCUUGUUUCACUGCACUGCUGGAAAAGACCGUACUGGUGUAUUGGGCAUGUUGUUUUUGUUGUUGGCCGGUGUUGACAAGGAUACAAUUGGUAAGGAGUAUGAAUUGACUACAAUUGGGUUAAGACCCGAUCACCCGGUUCUCAAAAAUAGUUUUAUCGAGACCGUGACAAAAUUAAAAGAGAAAAUCAGUGGCAACACCGACGGCAGCUCGUCAGCUGCUGACAUUGAGAAAUUGAUUUCUCGUGGUAGAAGUAAUUGGAGUCUUGAAGAGGACGGCUUCAAAAAUUUGGUUAGCUCUCGAUACGAAGCAAUGUUGGCUACCAUUGCUUCUUUUCAAGAAACUUAUGGAAACAUUGUUCGCUAUAUGAAUGAGAAGUUGGGUUUCAGUCACGAGGAGAUUAGACGUAUUUACGAGAAUAUCGUCGUUGUUGAUUCUGACAAUUAUGGAUUUGACAUCUUUGCAAAUGCUCAAUGGGACCAUCGUUCAAAAUUCUAG
Messenger RNA from Lodderomyces theae, 1980 nucleotides. RefSeq lists its product as uncharacterized. NCBI's taxonomy places the organism in Eukaryota, Fungi, Ascomycota, Pichiomycetes, Serinales, Debaryomycetaceae. The record is from RefSeq and is a predicted model, not a curated record. Gene Ontology annotation, molecular function: phosphoprotein phosphatase activity. The transcript has a single exon. Bases 1 to 1980 code for a protein of 659 amino acids. Gene Ontology annotation, biological process: dephosphorylation.